This is a messenger RNA of Rhagoletis pomonella (apple maggot), 426 nucleotides long. RefSeq lists its product as uncharacterized. Gene Ontology annotation, biological process: positive regulation of cytoplasmic translation. Gene Ontology annotation, molecular function: single-stranded RNA binding; zinc ion binding; translation regulator activity. The transcript is spliced from 2 exons. Lineage: Eukaryota; Metazoa; Arthropoda; Insecta; Diptera; Tephritidae. The annotation marks the transcript as partial. Gene Ontology annotation, cellular component: cytoplasm. The record is from RefSeq and is a predicted model, not a curated record.
AUGGAAGUGCAUCGCAUGCUUAGGAACCAUCGAAAGCGUCAAAACGAGAGUUACCGCGAAUACCUUUACAAUCUAAUGGAGAUUAGCAAACCGAUUGAAUUAGAUGAGUUGAGUUUAGUAACAUAUUUUAUCGAAGGUAUUCCUGUUCUAAAUCCAACAAGACUUAGCAUAUAUGAAAAAGUGCGGGGUGGUCGGCAAGAAGUAAACAGCUCAGGUUCAGUUCGUUCGGGUGAAGGAAAUAAGGCGUCUACUGGUUUGGGUAACAAUAAAGAUCAAACAAAACGUUGUUUCAAGUGCGGAGAUAUUUCGCACAUCGCAAAAGAUUGCAGUCAAAAACAAAUUAAAUGUUUCAAAUGCGGUCAGCCAGGGCAUCGUGCCGUAGAUUGUCAGCGACAGCAAGUUGAGGUUAAGAAGGAAAAAAGUAAU